Molecule: messenger RNA, 2115 nt
Organism: Micromonas commoda
Lineage: Eukaryota; Viridiplantae; Chlorophyta; Mamiellophyceae; Mamiellales; Mamiellaceae
Exons: 1
Coding region: 1-2115 (704 amino acids)
Source: RefSeq, a predicted model, not a curated record
AUGGGCGCGUGCCUGUCGUCGCCCAAGGGCGACGAUGUGUCCGCAUCGUCCGCGCGGACGUUCGUUGGAGCGUCCGCGAAGCAUGCGGGGGCGGGCGAUGGGUCCGCCGCGCUGGUAGACGUGCCGCUGGACUCACCGAGGGCGGACAAGGGCACCCCGGCGCCCAACCCCGAGGCGGGUGCCGUCGCCUCCUCGACGGGCGUCGAGGAGGAAGCGAUCACGGUGGACGAGGUGAAUCCGUUCGUCGAUUGCGUCCGCGGCAUCGAUGGGGAGAUGCUGGCGGGAAUGAUGGAGGCGGUCGCGAGCGUCGCGAGGCACGACGCGCUGACGGCGACCGUCUCCACACGCGUCGAUGCCGACGAGGAUGAGGAGAUUCGUUCCGAGCCCGACACCCUCCCCGACGACGAGCCGGAGGUUGACCUAUCGCUGUCCGAUUCCGACCACGACGCCGAGGAGGAGGAAGAGGCCAGGCGAAGGGAUGCGAUGGCGGAGGAGGCUCGACGCAUCGAGGAGGAGGAGGCGAGGCGGCGAGAGGAGGAAGCCGCGAGGGAGGCUAGGAAACGGGAAGAGGAGGCGAGGCGACUCGAGGAAGAGGCUGCCGCCGCCGCCGCCGCAGCAGCAGCAGCCGAGGAGGAAGACGCCAGACGACGAGAGGCUGAGGCUGAGGCGGCGGCGGAAGAGGCGAGACUCGCCGCAGAGCGCGAUGCCGAGAAGCUCAGGGCGGAAGAGGCUGCCAGGGCGGAAGAGGCUGCCAGGGCGGAAGAGGCUGCCAGGGCGGAAGAGGCUGCCAGGGCGGAAGAGGCUGCCAGGGCGGAAGAGGCUGCCAGGGCAGAGGAGGCCGCCAGGGUCGCCGCUGCGGCUGCGGCGGCGGCAAUCGCCGCCGCCGCCGCCAAGGCCCGCGCCGAGGAAGAGGCGCGCAUCGCGGCCGAGGAAGAAGCCGCAGCGGCGUGGGAGAGGGCCAAGGAGUCCGCCAGACGGAGAGCGGCGGAGAAGGCCGCCGAGGAGGCUGCGAAGAUACGAGCGGAACAGGAGGCGGAGGCUGCGAGGAUACGCGCGGAACGGGAGGCGGAGGCUGCGAAGAUACGAGCGGAACGGGAAGCCGCCGAGGACCAAAGCUCGAGCAGCGAGUACCAAAGCUCGAGCUCCGGCGAGUACACCGACGACGACGACGACGAGUUCGCGUCCGUCGCCUCCUCCGUCCCGCCGCCCCACCCGGACACCCAGACGGUCGACGCCAACGUCGCCGAGGUGAAGGGCCGGUCCAAAUCCUCCCCGCCGCCGACGCCGCGCGUCCGCGGCAACGCGUUCACCCCCCGCGCGGGCGGCAGCGUCUCCUCGCGAGGCUCGACGCCGAGGACGUUCGGACACCCGACCCCGAGAAGCGGCGGCGGCGGCGGGGUCGGGUCCGCUUCGAUGACGCCGCGGGGGGUGGCGUCGCCGAGGUCGGCGUCGUCGGGGGGGACGUCGCGCGGUCCCACCCCGAGGGGCUGGGGCGUCGUCGGGGCCGGGGCGUCGACCUACGCCGGCGUCGUCGUGCUGUACACCGCGAGCGGCGAAACAAAGGCGGAGAAGAGUUCGAGUUCGAAGACGGACUCGAAGAGAAAAGGAAAAGGACGACCCCUGCGCGAGCGUUGCAGGGACGUGCGAGCGGCGUUGGUCGCCCUCGGCGUCGACUUUUUGGAGCGCGACGUGUCGAUGCGCGAGUCGCACGCCGAGGAGCUGGUGACGAGGCUAAAAACACGUUCCGGGUCGGCCCCCGGUGGAUUCGAACCCGGGACGUCAACGACGCCCGCGCUCUUCGCCGACGACGAGACGGUGGCGGUCGGCGUCGAGCUCGAGGACCUGGCGUCGGACCGCGACGCGCUGCGCGGGGCUCUGGCGGAGGCGGUCACGCGGGCGGGCGCCAAAGCGCGGGGGGACGGUGGGGGCGGCGGGAACGGCGGGGGCAAAACGGCGGCGUGUGGCGCGUGCGGCGGGACGAAGCUCAUCGCGUGCGCGCACUGCGACGGGUGCAUGCGGAUACUCAUGCGCGACGCGACGAGGGGGGUGGACGUGGAGCGGCGGUGCCCGUGGUGCAACGAGGUGGGCAUGCAGGAGUGCGCCGAGUGCGGAUAG